CACAAUGAGGCGAUCCAAUCCGGUGAUGGACGCUGCUUGCUGCUGAGGGGGGCAAGUGCCAGCGUCAAUAAAAUUUGACGUAGAGCCGAACGAUAAGAUGAAAUCGAUCACCUCCCCGUUUCUAGUCGCCCCCAGUUGUGCAUAAAAUUUGAGAUCGCCGGUUGUCCCAAGAAAACGAGCGUCAUGGCUCCGCGACACAACCUUGUGGUUACGGUCGCUUUUCAUGUGGUCUGCCUUGCUACAGUUGCCGUACCUGUCUUGGUCUUUUUUGCGGCGGGAAGACCGUUCAAGCGGGGUUUCUUCUGCGACGACGAAUCGUUGAUGUACCCGUUUCGUGAAUCGACGGUCACGUCCAACAUGCUGUAUCUGUUCGGCACGUUCAUCCCUGUGAUCACGAUGCUGGUGCUGGAAAUGGUGCGAGGCUACACCCAGGUCCCCGAGACCAUCGCCACGAGCAGCCGCCCAUUCCUGCGGUGGAGGGUGCCCCCCGUGCUGCAGGUGCUCUACGUCAUGGUGGGGGUGUUCGCAUUCGGGGCGGCCUCCAGUCAGCUGGUGACGGACAUCGCCAAAUACACCAUCGGCAGGCUGCGCCCGCACUUCUUCGACCUCUGCCAGGUGGCCAACCUCGACCAGCUGUGCAAGGACCCGCACGCGUACGUGGAGGACUUCCAGUGCAAGGCCAGCAUCAGCGACCACUUGCGCAAGGAGAUGCGGCUGUCCUUCAUGUCGGGGCACUCCUCCUUCUCCGCCUUCACCAUGCUGUACACCGUGCUGUACCUGCAGGCUCGCAUGCCCUGGCGGAGCCCCCUGGCUCGUGCCGGCCGCGCCGUCAUCCAGAUGGCGCUUUUGUGCCUGGCCUGGUACACGGCACUGUCCCGCAUCUCGGACUACAAGCACCACUGGAGUGACGUCCUCGCGGGCGCCUUUCAGGGCUACCUGGCAGCCAUACUUGUGGUCUGGGGUCUCUCGCCGCUGUGGCAGCAGUUGAGACGCCAAUCGUCGAUCAACGGCGACAGCGACACCUACCAGUCCUGCCGGACCGAAACCGCCGUUCCGCUUCCUCCGCGGGGACGACCCCGCGGCGCCGACAUGCCGUGAGCCGAACCACCCUCGCAUCCCGACGUGCCACGGAAUUUGCCGGCAGUCGCCGACUGAGGUGCUUCGGCUUCGACGCACGUUUACGGCUGCGGCGUCCGUCGUUACUGCGCCACCUCCUCGACCGCGGCGCACCAGUUCGUUUCUUCGGGCCACGUUUAACGUCCAAGCUACCUCGAACCCUGUACCUUACACGGAGUAAUUCCCGGUAACACAUGUACUUUGCAAUAAUUAGAAAACAUUAUGGAUGCUCUCUAAUCGUGCGACAUGGGUGCCGUACUUUCUGGACCAUUUCCGCAUCCGGUGCAUAGACUGCAGUCUAAAAUAUAUGGUACGCGUUUUUUUAACUUCAGCGUCGUUCCCUAGAUAGUUCAAAGGCACGAUAGUUGAUAACUAGAGUGCCGCAUUAACGACGGGUGUCGCUGUUUAAUCGGCGGCGAUGUUGAAACGCCCCGGGGUGCUACGAGAUUGGCGUGCGACUGGUUUUAGCGAUUGGUGGCUUUUAAAACCGAGUUUCAAUCGUCCGCAUGCCAAGGGAUCGCGCGGCAGAACUCUUACGUUACGCCAGAGGUGAUGGUUGUUUGUUUCGCUGGGAAGCAGUGAAAGUGAAGGGUAGCAAAGAAAGCACAUUCUCUCGCCUAGUACAAGAUUCUCGGAUUUGCAUUCAUUUUAAGAUGCUACGAGCAGUUGCCAAAAAUUCAUUCACCCGGAUUUCACUUAACAUACUUUGGCAGAUAUGUCACAUCAUUGCGUGGAUUUCUAAUAAGCAUGGUACCAAAUGUUAGUCUCGUCAUUCUACCUCGACAAGCGCCUACUUACCACUUGCGUCAGUCGGUCAUCUUUUAGUGUCGUUACAAGUAACGUGUCAUUGCUUUAGUAACUUCUUCAUUCUUAGAACUCGAGAAAUAUUGAAUCAUUACGACGGUAAAGCUACACUUAAUGUGUGUAUUUAACUAAUAUUUAAAAAAAAAAAAGAAUUACAAUUCCAUGUUUUACUAAUUGACAGAUUACAAAAGAGUUGUUACCAAACAAUGAUGCAGGUGCAUUUUAUCAGGAACAAGAACCACGGUUGUCGCUGCACCAAAAACGCGACAAACGUCUCGAUAACUUGUCGACCCCCCGUGGUGCCAUGCGACUGUGAUGCAUUUGGUACCAAUUUUCAAAAUGACCUUCAUAAUCUAUUGUACAUCAUCUAGAGCCUAGGCACUCGGUUCUUAGUGCACAUAGCAGCAAUGUAAAGCUUCAUAGUGAUAACAGCCAUGUUACUGCGCCAUGACCUGAAGUUGCCCCAUGUUCUAGAGGAAAGAGCAUUUGCUCAAGAUGUGUUCAUUGCCUUCACCCGGCUUUCCGUGUGCGUGUAUUGCGUUCACAGCUCUUUAUCCUUAGCCGUGUCUUUCAUCACGAUUCCUGGCCACUCUUUGCACGAGAUUAGAAUCCCCUUCUUCUGCAGCAAACUCGUUAAGUUUGAUCUUGUGGUAAAUGUACUUAAAUGAACCGUAACUGGUCGAGCGAAAACUCUGAGGGUUCGUUAUUUUGAGAUUAUUUUUCCAGCUGACCCCAUGCUAAACACGAACUGGCGAUACUAGCGCUCAUAUUGACACUAGUGUCUAUUUUUGAAGUUUAAAGGACACCCUAAAAACAUUGUUAAAAAAAAAACAAAAAAACUUUAAUGUUACAAUUUUUUUACCCAUGUUCUUUUUCAUCCCAUUUCUGUCAAAGAUUUUAAUGGAUUUCAUCUAUGUAUUUUAUUUAAUAUAUAACUGAAUAAUGUAUAAAGCAUUAUAAACGGAUUUGCCUUCUUUAAUAGCUGUAGCAUCUUUGCAUGGUUGCAUAGCACCACAAUACAUGCGCCUCAACAGCAGCGGUUGCUGUUAGUCUAGCAUUGCUCAGUGUAACAAGGUAAAAAAAGGUGCUUCAGUAGCAAGCUGUCUCACCUUUGUGUCCAGGUAAAACUGUUCAUUACAGCAUGCUGUCAUUCAAAUAAGGUUACUGGUUUCUGGUACAUAAAAAAAAUGUUGACAUUUAUGUGCUUGAAAUUUGAUUUUCAUGAAAAAGAAAACAAGAAAAACACUGAAAAUGUGGUAGGCCUUUCAGCGUUUCAUUGCAUUAUUGUUGAUUACCUCUCAUAGACAUCAGUCAUGAUGCGGAUAGUCAUCGGUCAUGCGACGAUUUGUUACAUUCUGUACUAUUUCACUACCAAUUGCUUGUUGGCACACCUUCUUAUCCAGUUUUGUAAAUGCGGUAUUGUUACAUUGAGUCCUGUUGGUAAUCGAGGCCAGAAACCAGAAACCCCACCUAUAACUACUGUACUAGUGUUAAAUCGGCGCAGUGUCUGUUGUGCAUACUUUGAACUACUCUUGCAUCCAGACGCGUUGUUUGCAUGCUGCUGUGGCACAUUUCGUGGAAAGUUUAUUUCUCUGCUUUGAGACGAUUGGGAGUGGCAGGACUGCCUUGACAAUGCCUCGCACCGAAACUGCCUUUUUCGCCUAUUGCAUUGCCACACACUGCCUUCUGUCUGCCACCUCAGGUUGUAUGCCGCUUUAGCGUUGAAGUUGAACUUUAGCAUUGUGCUAAAUGCUUUCGAGCAAUCAAUAAACGCCGCAUUUUGUUGCUA
This is a messenger RNA of Ixodes scapularis (black-legged tick), 3709 nucleotides long. Its product is annotated as putative phosphatidate phosphatase. The record is from RefSeq and is a predicted model, not a curated record. Gene Ontology annotation, molecular function: phosphatidate phosphatase activity. The coding region runs from base 184 to 1098 and encodes 304 amino acids. The transcript is spliced from 5 exons. Lineage: Eukaryota; Metazoa; Arthropoda; Arachnida; Ixodida; Ixodidae. Gene Ontology annotation, biological process: phospholipid metabolic process; signal transduction; phospholipid dephosphorylation.